GCCCUAUAAGAAGAAAGUAAGAAAAUGAGAAAUAAUUUAAUAUAUACCAAAGUCUCAAUAUAUAUAAUCAAACAGUAAUUCAACGAAGCCAUUCAUUUCAAAUCCACACCUCUCGCUGUCUCAGAACGUCCAACUCCUUUUACUAGCCAGCUACAAAGCUUGAUUCCAUUUUUGGGUUCAUCUCGGACGACAACCACAACAACAACAACUAUGUACGGUGAAAGUAGUUCAGAUCAAUUUGAUCUCAGCCUCUUGGAGUCGAUUAGUCACUAUCUUUUAGAAGAUGAUUUUGAAACCCAAUAUCCAGCUACGUUUCCAGAACAAAUUGUGGAAAAUGUAGCAAACAAGGAACUUCCAUUUGGCCUGAUGGGUUGUUGGAAAACUGAUGUUAUUAGUGUUGAUCAAUGGAUAACCUUCGAUCAGUUGUUUGAUGCAGCGGAGACAGCCUCUGUUACUGUCUCAUUUCCCAGCAGCUGCGAAGUGACUCCUAAGGUGGCAACUACGGCUGCGCCUGCCCCUAAACCCCACGCGGCACCGCCGAAGAAGGUGCAUUAUAUGGGUGUAAGGAGAAGGCCGUGGGGGACAUACUCGGCGGAGAUAAGGAAUCCCAAAAACAACGGUAGGAGGAUCUGGCUUGGUACUUACGAGAGGCCCGAGGAUGCGGCGCUGGCUUAUGACAGAGCGGCUUUCAAAAUGCGUGGCGCAAAAGCCAAGCUGAAUUUUCCACACCUCAUUGGCUCGGAUCAGGUGGAGCCAGUGAGAGUGACCAAUCACAAGCGGCGGUCUUCAGAGCCUUCUUCGUCUUGGUCAUCGGCUCAGUGGCCUUCCUCUUCAUCAUCCAUGUCAUCGUAUGACGGAACCCCCAUGUCGAAACUGAGGAUGAGUGAGAAUAACUCGGCGGUUAAAUCUGAGUUGAGAAGUGAGUUUGAACUAGACAUGCAUCAGUUGAUGCCAACUGAUUUUUGGCAGACCGUUAUCAGUUAAUGGAAGUGUAAAUAAUCUUUUAUGUUUUUUUUUUUUUUUAAUUUCCAUUUUUUUCCAUGAUUUUCAACCCCAGAUCCACAUGGGGUAAAGAUAAAAAUUAAAAAAAGGAAGAAUGGUGAUUUUGUCAAAAUUCGAGAAUACAUUGACAUCACAGGAUUAACUACAUGUAAAAAGACGAUAACAUUCGACUUCCACUUGUUUAAUUACAUUUCCAUAAAAGGGAAACGAUUAAUAUUUUUUAAAAAAAGACGUAUUCACCAAACCCGACUUGGAUUUGGUUCAUUUCACAGCUAGAUGCAACGCCACCUAAUUUAUCAAACUCAACGCCACAUAAUGUAGCCUUGGCUGAAUGGGCUUUUAUUUUUCAUGGAAGAAUUGAUGAAUGUAGCAGUAGAAACAAGUUAAAUAACUGUGGAACAAGCACUGUUACAUUGACACGUAUGCCGGAUAAAGAAUGUAC
Molecule: messenger RNA, 1444 nt
Organism: Durio zibethinus
Lineage: Eukaryota; Viridiplantae; Streptophyta; Magnoliopsida; Malvales; Malvaceae
Product: ethylene-responsive transcription factor 2-like
Biological process (GO): ethylene-activated signaling pathway; regulation of DNA-templated transcription
Molecular function (GO): DNA-binding transcription factor activity; DNA binding
Source: RefSeq, a predicted model, not a curated record